Messenger RNA from Engraulis encrasicolus (European anchovy), 1242 nucleotides. RefSeq names its product alpha-(1,3)-fucosyltransferase 7-like. The record is from RefSeq and is a predicted model, not a curated record. The coding region runs from base 95 to 1228 and encodes 377 amino acids. Lineage: Eukaryota; Metazoa; Chordata; Actinopteri; Clupeiformes; Engraulidae. The transcript has 2 exons. Gene Ontology annotation, cellular component: membrane. Gene Ontology annotation, molecular function: alpha-(1->3)-fucosyltransferase activity.
AUUUUUCUGCUUUUAACUUUAUGUGAGGCUUGGGAGUAUACCUUCGUCUGAAAGAGGUGGCUGUGACUGGAAGGGCACAAUUAACAGAGCUGAUAUGGCAGACAGGUGGACAAUACUGGCUGUUCCCCUCGUCUGCCUCACACUUCUUGGAAGCCUGCUCGUUCAUUGGCCCACACUGUUGAACACGUUCCAGAGACCCAAACCUUUAUCUAACCCAAGACCUAAACUGAAAUCCACCAUCUCUUUUAACAUUGCCAAUAUGCCUACAAUCGAAUCCACCAUCCCUGUUAAUGUCACCACAACGACUGUUCUGAUUUGGUACUGGGCAUUUGGAUUUAAUCAGGGCAUAAGUCCAAAUGUGUGCAAAGAAAGGUUUGGCAUUCCCAACUGUAUGUUGUCAGAUGAUCGGUCAUUGUUCCCGAAGGCAGAUUUUAUUAUUUUUCACAACCGUGAGCUGAUCACUGGACAACAGAGGCUGCCCUUACAGUUACCCCGUCCACCAAAUCAGGGGUGGGUAUGGUUCUCCAUAGAAAGCCCACCCCACAAUGGCAAUUUGAGGCCUUUUGCAGGCAUGUUUAACUACACCAUGUCUUAUAGGCGUGAUGCAGACUUCUUUAUGCCGUAUGGCUGGUUGGCACCACGGCUUGUUGGACCUGGGAUGACAGUUGAAGAUUUCAUUCCAAAAGAGAAGUCUCAUUUGGCUUGUUGGAUUGUGAGCAAUUACGCAGACCAUCAUAGGCGAACACAGGUAUACAAUCGACUGAAACAAGUCAUAAAUGUGGAAGUGUAUGGAGGAGGGGCAGUAAACGGUAGACGUGUAGCUAGUGAAGACCUGUUACCCACCAUCUCCCACUGCUACUUCUACCUGGCCUUUGAGAACUCUGAAUUCCAAGACUACAUCACAGAGAAGUUAUGGAAAAAUGCCUUCAUUGGGGGAGCUGUGCCGGUCGUUUUAGGUCCACCUCGUAAGAACUAUGAGGCCAUGAUUCCAAAAGAUUCCUUCAUUCAUGUGGAUGACUUCGAAUCCGAAGAGGAGCUCGGUCAAUUCCUCAAACAGUUGGCUGGAGACAGGGAACGCUAUACCUCAUACUUUAAGUGGAAACUGAACUACACGGUGACACAAACUAGCAACUGGCUAGUGGAACCAGAGUGCAGAAUUUGUACAAAACUCACCACUUUACAAAGACCCAAAGUGUAUAGGGAUUUACAAUCUUGGGAAUGGAAAUGAAAAAUAAAAAGACA